GAAGCACUAAUUUGCACUGCCGAUGUUAAAAUGGCUUUGGGCCACUAGAGGCCUCUAUCAUUCUUUAUGUCUACCACCCAGCGUUCACUGUCGGUAGCGCCACUGUUGAGAGGGAGCUGUCGCUAACAGGAAGAUAGAACAUCGGUCGGUGGCAGCGUUAUUCUUUUUGUCGAAAAUGGAACGAAAAGUAGCUCGAGAAUUUAGGCACAAGGUGGAGCUGCUCAUUGACAAUGAGGCAGAAAAGGAUUACCUGUACGAUGUCCUGCGGAUGUACCACCAGUCCAUGGAGCUGCCAGUGUUGGUGGGGGACCUGAAGCUGGUCAUCAACGAGCCCAGUCGCCUGCCGCUGUUUGAUGCCAUCCGGCCCCUCAUUCCCCUCAAACACCAGGUGGAGUACGACCUGCUCACCCCCAAGAGGUCACGUAAGCUGAAGGAGGUGCGUCUGGAUCGUACUCAUCCUGAGGGUCUGGGUCUGAGUGUGAGAGGGGGCCUGGAGUUCGGCUGUGGACUCUUCAUCUCACAGAUCGUCAAGGAUGGACAGGCUGGAAACAGUGGCCUGCAGAUGGGAGAUGAGAUUGUCCGCAUCAAUGGAUACGCCAUCUCUUCCUGUAUCCACGAGGAAGUCAUCAACCUCAUCAAGACCAAGAAAAUCGUGUCGCUCAAAGUCAGGCAGGUUGGGAUGAUACCAGUGAAGAGUUCCACAGAGGAGCCUCUGAAGUGGCAGUUCGUGGACCAAUUUGUGUCUGAUUCUGGGGAGAAGAAGGGCAGUGUGGCAGGCCUGGCAUCCAUGGGAGGGAAGGAGAUCAAGGAGAAGAAGGUGUUCCUGAGCCUGGUGGGCACCAAGGGCAUGGGCGUCAGCAUCUCCAGUGGCCCCACACAGAAGCCUGGCAUCUACAUCAGUAACGUUAAAUCUGGCUCCCUCGCUGCUGAAGUAGGACUACAGAUUGGUGACCAGAUCGUGGAGGUGAACGGGGUGGAAUUCACCAAUCUGGACCACAAAGAGGCUGUAAGAGUUCUGAAGAGUAGCAGGAGUCUAACCAUCACAGUUCUCACUGGCGCUGGCAGUGAGUUGUUUAUGACAGACGAGGAGCGUCUGGCGGUGGAGGCUCGCAGGGAGCUGGACAGACGAGAGUUGAUGCACCAGAAAAGGGUUGCCCUGGAGACUAACAAGAUGGUCAAGGAGCAGCAGGAGAAAGAGAGGCAGAGAAAGAUGGAGAUUUCUCAGAAGACUGCUGAGGAAGAGGAACGCUAUCGGAAGGAGAUGGAGAAGAUCGAGGCUGCGGAGAGGAAGCACCACAGGGAGUGGGAGGAGGACUGGGCGCCUAGAGAGCAACCCAAAACCAAGAGUCCCUCGCCGGCCCCGCCCGAAAUCAACACCCCACCCCCCAAGUCCAAGAACUCUGACAUCGGAGCAAGCUCUUUUCAGGCUGACGACAACGAUGAAGAGCAGCAGCAGGAGGAGGAGGAAGAGGGGAGUGAAGGCUUUCAGAAAUAUGUGGAAGACUUUGAUCCCCACUCCAUGUUCUCCUCGGAACAGAUAGCUGGGCGAGACGUGAGACUACUGAGAAUCAAAAAGGUUGGACCACUUGAUCUGGCUGUGGAGGGGGGAGUAGACUCCCCUCUGGGAAAGCUAGUGGUAUCUGCCAUUUAUGAUGGAGGCUCGGCAGACAAACAUGGUGGGAUAGUACCAGGAGAUGAGGUGAUGGCUGUGAAUGGGAAGAUCCUGACCGACGCCUCACUGACAGAAGGACAAAACUCUCUGACCCGGGCCUGGAACAGUGGAGGGGAUUGGAUUGACCUGGUGAUAGCAGUGUCACCUCCAAAAGAGUAUGAAGAUGAGGUCCCGAAGUCAACAUCAGUCAGUCCUACUGUGAACAGAAAGGUGUUUGAAGGCAGUGCAUCAGUGUACAGACAAGGCUACCGGCUCCAGUUUUAGCCCUAGCCUCCCACCCUGCACACCCCCACCUGACGUUCUUCUGAGAGUCACCCGACCACCAGCCUGCCAAACAAGCCAUACCCACCAACCAGGAACCAUCGUUCUCAUUCCCUCUUGACAUUUGACCUAUUUUAUCACUAUUGACAGCAAGUCUGUUGAACCAGAACCACGCUGUGAUGUACUACAUGUGAACCGUCUAGAAUGUGAAGGAGACUGGUUCAUCCUCUGUUGAGUUCCAUUUAGAUCCCUGUACAGAUACUUCCUGAAGAAGCUAGAGGGUUGUGACAUCACUACGUACUACUCUUGAGUCAAUAUUCACGUCAUAAGAAGGAAUUCGCCUCGGGCCCACGCACAAAUUGGGGAAAAACAAAACAUUUUUUCCAAUUGAACCUCAUUAUAAAAGAGACGACUUCAUCGUCAGUUUUUUGUUGUUGUUAUACAUACGUUUAAAAAAAUGACGAAAAACUGCUGUGUUGUUCAAUGUACCAGGUCAAAAAUCCAGACCUAUGGUUUGUAAUACUUCCACGUAGGGAAAUCUUUCUGCUUGAGAGGGGGUCAAUUACUUAUUUCCCUCAUUAAAAUGCAAAUCGAUUUAUAACAUUUUUGACAUGCGUUUUUUUCUGGAUUUUUUUAUUGUUAUUCUGUCUCUCACUGUUCAAAUAAACCUAGCAUUAAAAUUAUAGAUUGAUCAUUUCUUUGUAAGUGGGCAAAUGUACAAAAUCAGCAGUGGAUAAAAUACUUUUUUCCCUCACUGUAACUGAAAAGACUGGUACCCGGACUAUAUAUUUAGAGUUGAGACAACUUUUACAAUUUCAAAUAUGGUUUUAAUUCUAGACAUUCAGUUCCAUAGCGUUAUUUAAAUAUUCCUCAUGUAAUGUUAAGGUAGCUGUCCAGUGUUUCCAGAUGUCUAUGAAAUAUGCCCUAUAAUUACUUACAAUAUGAGUGAAAUAGUUUUCUUCCAAAAAGUGGUAAUGUUUAAAAAAAAAAAACUUUUCUGUGUUGGAAUAGUGUGGGCGUACCCCAACAACAGAAUGGUGUCAGCGUAUACCUGUCAUUAAAAAUAUUAAUGUGAGUAGAGGGCUGAUUGGCCAGCUCAUUCUCCUCAGGAGGAUGACCUCAUACUUUAUGAGGAAACAGCAAGCAUUUUAGAAACGGUCUGUUUGAGAUACAAGUUUGUGUUUUUUCUCCAAUUUAUGCUUUGGCCACAAUCAAGUACAGGACGAGUCAGCAACAUUAUUUGGGUAUGAGUAAACAGAAUAUGAACUUUUAAAAGUGAGAUGUUCACUGGACGGUUACUUUAAUGGGUCGCUAACAUGGUGUCCAUAUCAUUUUGAUUUGUCAUGUAAAUGCAUCAUAAUGCAGAAAUGUCAAUGUCCCAACUAAUUACAUAGCUAUGUUCCCCAUUCUUCUCAUUCUAGUACACUACAGCAAAGGAACACAGUUGUGAAAAACUGAACUCUGACGCUGAGGGCCAUCGGUGUCAACAAGUUUUGAUCCUCUGAGUUUAGUUAAAUGCUAAGUGCAUCUCAAUGAGCUUCUAGUAUGCCAUAAGCCCCCAGUUAUAGGUGAAAUUACACUCCUAAAUCUCCAAUGAAAGGUGUUUGAGCUUAUCUGUAUUCAGUUAGAGUAGCAGGAGCAGACCCACAGGCCCUGCAGGCACACUGUGAUGUAAUUAAUAUCCCUAUUUGAAAUCAAUGCUCUCUCAGAAUCAAUAAAGGUAUGUGUUUACUUGGA
Salmo salar (Atlantic salmon) is the source of this 3670-nucleotide messenger RNA. RefSeq names its product Usher syndrome 1C (gene ush1c). Gene Ontology annotation, cellular component: photoreceptor inner segment; cilium; stereocilium tip. Gene Ontology annotation, biological process: retinal cone cell development; auditory receptor cell morphogenesis; inner ear receptor cell stereocilium organization. The record is from RefSeq and is a predicted model, not a curated record. Lineage: Eukaryota; Metazoa; Chordata; Actinopteri; Salmoniformes; Salmonidae. Gene Ontology annotation, molecular function: protein binding.